Solanum dulcamara is the source of this 1863-nucleotide messenger RNA. Its product is annotated as sugar transporter ERD6-like 16. Gene Ontology annotation, cellular component: membrane. NCBI's taxonomy places the organism in Eukaryota, Viridiplantae, Streptophyta, Magnoliopsida, Solanales, Solanaceae. Gene Ontology annotation, biological process: carbohydrate transport; transmembrane transport. Gene Ontology annotation, molecular function: sugar transmembrane transporter activity. The record is from RefSeq and is a predicted model, not a curated record. The transcript is spliced from 16 exons. Bases 1 to 1428 code for a protein of 475 amino acids.
AUGGCAAUUAAUGAGUGCAAAGAUAUUGAGAAUGGUCUAGAAAAGCCCUUUCUUGAAAAUGCCAAAAUUGUUGAUUCUGAAUAUAAAGAAGCUCAAGAUGGAUCUAUUUGGAUGGUUUUAUUAAGCACUUUUGUUGUUGUUUGUGGUUCUUUUGAAUUUGGAUCAUGUGUGGGGUACUCUGCACCCACACAAUCUGAAAUUAGAAAUGACUUGAAUUUAACUCUAGCCCAGUACUCCAUGUUUGGUUCCAUUAUAACUAUUGGUGCCAUGAUUGGAGCAAUCACAAGUGGAAGAAUUGCAGACUUUAUUGGGAGAAAAGGGGCAAUGAGAAUGUCAGCUAUAUUUUGUAUUACUGGAUGGCUAGCUGUCUAUUUUUCCAUGGGAACUUUGGUACUUGAUAUGGGAAGGUUCCUCACAGGAUAUGGCAUUGGAAUAUUCUCAUAUGUGGUUCCAGUGUUUAUUGCUGAAAUAGCUCCAAAGAAUCUACGUGGAGGAUUGACAACAAUUAAUCAACUUAUGAUUGUUUGUGGUUCAUCAGUUGCUUACUUACUUGGAACCGUCAUAACAUGGAGAAAUCUUGCUUUAACUGGAAUUCUUCCAUGCACUUUCUUGCUAGUAGGUUUAUGCUUUAUCCCAGAAUCUCCAAGAUGGCUGGCAAAAGUAGGUCUUGAGAAAGAAUUUGAAGUGGCAUUAAGAAAGCUUCGUGGUAAAGAUGCUGAUGUUUCUCGUGAAGCUGCUGAAAUCCAGGCUUAUGUUGAUACUCUUCAAAGCCUCCCCAAGACUCGAAUCUUGGAUUUGUUCGGUAGCAAAUACAUCCGAUCUGUGAUCAUUGGUGUUGGAUUGAUGGUGUUCCAACAGUUUAUAGGAAUAAACGGUAUAGGUUUCUAUGCUAGCCAGACUUUUGAAUCAGCAGGACUCUCUAACAGCAAUAUUGGGACUAUUUCCUAUGCUGUAGUGCAGGUUCCCAUUACUGUUGUUGGUGCAUUUUUGAUGGACAGAUCAGGAAGAAGACCACUUCUUAUGGUGUCAGCAACAGGGACGUUUGUUGGUUGUUUUCUGACUGGAGCUUCUUUCUACCUAAAGGGAAAUGGCAUCUUACUUGAAUGGGUUCCAAUUCUAGCUGUAUCUGGUGUACUGGUUUACAUAUCGGCUUUUUCAAUUGGAAUGGGAGCAGUUCCUUGGGUUAUUAUGUCAGAGAUAUUCCCAAUUCAUGUAAAAAGUGCUGCUGGAAGCCUGGUAGUUUUAGUGAACUGGUUGGGCGCGUGGGCUGUUUCUUACACUUUCGGUUUCCUCAUGGCCUGGACUGCCACUGGUACAUUUAUGCUAUAUGCUGGAUUCUCUGUACUCACUAUACUAUUUGUAGCAAAGGUAGUGCCAGAAACAAAGGGGAAAACAUUGGAGGAAAUUCAGGCCAUCAUCAAUUCUUGACUGGAAAUUUCACAAUCUAGUUUAGCCAACUAGACAGACGGACCUCGGAUAGCACACAUUAUUAAUCGAGAAAUGGUUCAAAUUUUUUGAUGAUGGAGAAACAAAAGAAGGAACGGGAUCAACGGAAACUUCCCUCUUGUACUAAAACCGGAUAUCCCAAGAAGAAGGGAAUUCGACUGUGUAGAUUUUAUUCUAGGUUUUGUAGCAAAUAAUUUUUUGUAGAAAAUACGUUGUUGAAUGAAAGAUGAAGUUAAAGCUGCAUUGAGAAGGGAAAAAAAAAAACUUGAUCCUGCUUUACUCAAUUAGUCCAAUCAUUUGUUGAACUAUUUGGCUUAGUGUCAGAUUUUAGUGCUUUAGAGGUUGUUUCAUAGUGUGCAUAAGAGUAUCGGUAAUACAUGUAUUUUCCCCUAAAAGCUUGAUCUUACUUUUUUUUAA